Messenger RNA from Sorghum bicolor (sorghum), 1026 nucleotides. RefSeq lists its product as uncharacterized. Lineage: Eukaryota; Viridiplantae; Streptophyta; Magnoliopsida; Poales; Poaceae. The transcript is spliced from 2 exons. The coding region runs from base 395 to 883 and encodes 162 amino acids. The record is from RefSeq and is a predicted model, not a curated record.
CUUUUUGAUGUGAAUGCUGUAGGGCUCAUAGCUGAGGCUCGGGAUCUAAGUCUUAUUCUGAAUAUCAUGAACCCAAGCUUGCAGCUCUGAUGGAGAGGGGAAGCCUGGACAAUCUGUCAGUGAUCGCUGCAAACUUUUGUUGGGACUUUGGAAGGGCAAGCAUUGCACGAUGCACGGGCGGCAUUGCCGGCCCUUCGGACUAGGCAAUGCAAACCCUGCGCCACGCUGACAAACAGACAAGGCUACCUUGGGCGCUACCAACAAAGUAGCAUCGCUCGGUCAUUCCGUCGUCGAACUCGAACAUCCGCAUGGCAAACUUCUAAAAAACCCAACGAUUAAUUCGAGGCCUGUCAGCACUCGUUCGCUUGGCGUUUCCUGGCUCACCUCCCUAUAUAUGUAUACAAAUAAACCCCACAACAGCCACACGCAAACCACAGACGAGCCGAUUCGAAGAUCAGCUACGCAAUCAGGCAUGGCGGAGAGGGAGGGCGGCGUGGUGAAGAAGGGGCACGAGGAGGGCCUGAAGAUGGCGGUGUCGCUGCUGGAGGAGUUCGGGCUCCCGCUGGGCCUGCUGCCCCUGGAGAACGUGAUCGAGGUCGGGUUCGUGCGCGCCACGGGGUACAUGUGGAUCGCGCAGCGGAAGAAGGUGGAGCACCAGUUCAAGCUGGUGAGCAAGCAGGUGAGCUACGACGUCGAGAUCACGGGCCUCGUCAGCGCCAAGCGCAUCAAGAAGCUCAAGGGCGUCAAGGCCAAGGAGCUCAUGCUGUGGCCCCCCGUCAACGAGAUCAUCGUCGACGACCCGCCCACGGGCAAGAUCCACUUCAAGAGCCUCGCCGGCGUCACCAAGACCUUCCCUGUCCAGGCGUUCGCCGCGGGACAGUAGCUGCUGCCGCGCCCGCGCACGCACACACAUGCUGUGUCGGUGUGGGAAGCCUUGCUUUUGCUUUUAAAUGUUACACCUUACUACACGCCUCGUUGCUUUUGAUGAUUUGCUGCAUAAAAAGGCCUGCUUAGUGCUAAACCAUG